AUGAUUAAUGCUGUUAAAGGAACUGCCCUGGGGGUGGCUGGAUAUCUAACACCUGUUCUCAAGGAAUCAAAAUUUAAAGAAACUGGCGUUGUGACACCUGAGGAAUUUGUUGCGGCUGGGGAUCAUUUAGUGCAUCACUGUCCCACCUGGCAAUGGUCCUCUGGUGAUGAUUCAAAACACAAACCUUAUUUACCCAAAGACAAACAAUUUCUCAUCACACGAAAUGUUCCCUGCUACAAACGAGUGAAGCAAGUAGAUAAUCAUUCAGAUGAAAUAGAGAAAGUUCUGGAUGAAGAUGAUGAUGAUGGUGGCUGGGUGGAUACUCAUCAUUACGCAGACUCAACAGUAACUUCUGUGUCAGAAGCUAUUGCUGAUAUGAAUUUGGAUCCACAGGAUGCUAACAGAGCUCCUCUUCCUGGUGCUGGGAUAGCAGAUGACGACGACGAUGAUGACGAUGAUGAAGAAGCAGAAGAUAUGGAAGCUUUUGAGCAGAGUGGAAUGUUGGAAGAACAAGAUAAUGCUACUGUUGAAAUUCACACAACUGCACCUGAGGUUGAUGGAGGAUCAAGUGAGAGUGGUGUUUUGCAAACCCGUACUUAUGAUUUGAAUAUAACCUAUGAUAAAUAUUAUCAAACACCUCGGCUUUGGCUGUAUGGCUAUGAUGAAAAUCGGAAACCUCUCACAGUUGAGCAGAUGUAUGAAGACUUUAGUCAAGACCAUGCCAAAAAGACUGUAACAAUGGAAACACACCCCCACUUACCUGGGCCUCCAAUGGCUUCUGUGCAUCCUUGCAGGCAUGCUGAAGUUAUGAAGAAGAUUAUAGAAACUGUGGCAGAAGGAGGUGGGGACUUAAGCGUCCAUAUGUAUCUUUUGAUCUUUUUAAAAUUUGUCCAGGCCGUGAUUCCAACCAUAGAAUAUGAUUAUACACAACACUUUACUAUAGUAGUCAUGCAUACCUCCACCAUUAAAAAAAAAUUAUGUACAUGCAUAUGUAUGUAUGUUUCCUUGCCCCUUCUCCCAUCACUACCAGUUCACCACGUUACCCGGGUUCAUGGGUUUGUGACAAAUGCCCAUAUAUACCUGGUGGCCGGUUACAAAUCAAGACAAUGGAAGAUGAAGUCAGUGAUAACUGAUCUUAGGGGACCAGUUGUUGGGUACUUUUUAUUUUCCCUCUUCUAA
Acanthosepion pharaonis is the source of this 1179-nucleotide messenger RNA. NCBI's taxonomy places the organism in Eukaryota, Metazoa, Mollusca, Cephalopoda, Sepiida, Sepiidae. The record is from the annotation of a GenBank genome assembly.